AUGAAUACAGAAUAAUAAGAGUGUAUGCCUAUCAAAAAAUUUCUCCUAAAAAAAUAGAUUUCAGAAAGAUUAUUUAAUUCUCAUAUACAUUCUCCUUAGCAUGACUAAUAAAGAGGUUCUCCUUAACAUUAGAGAAAAAUAAUAUUUCCAUAAAUCUAGGUACCUUAAGAAAAUACAGAUUAAAAACAUUUGAUUAGUCCAAAAUAUCAAUAAUCAGUAGAGAAAAUGGAAUAUAUAAAAUUGCCUGAGAUUGAUGAAAAGUUUUAUAUCAAAAGGUCAAUAUAGUAGGAACUAUGUUUUAAUGUUAAAAUGUAACAUUCAUCGAGGAAAAACUCAACAGAGAACAAUGAAAUAGUAGAUAAUGAUUAAUUUAUCUUACCUCAUCAUUAAAAUAAUAAAAAAGUUGAAUUUUAACAAGAUGUUUUAGUCUAUGAUUACAUAAAUUAAACUUAUAAGAAAAGUAAUAUAGACGGUUCAUAAAAACCAUUAUUUAGAAGAUAAAAGACAAAAAAUUUAAGUGAUGAUCUUCGAUUAUAUAAUGACAACUUUAAAUAUAAUGGAAAAUCUUAAUUUUUUGAGAUAAGCACAAAAGAAAAACAUAAUUAAAAACAUUUUAUAAUAGAUACUUUAUAAAUGGAAAAUGAGAACCAAAUUAAUAAGGAAUGA
Paramecium pentaurelia is the source of this 666-nucleotide messenger RNA. The record is from the annotation of a GenBank genome assembly. NCBI's taxonomy places the organism in Eukaryota, Ciliophora, Oligohymenophorea, Peniculida, Parameciidae.